UUACACUGAACCACAUGUUACAAAGAAAAAAAAUACAUUCAGAACAACAAUUUGAAUGGCCAUGAGUUAAUAUUUGGCUACAUUAUAUGAAAGGAAGAUGACUGCUAACUUCAGUUCUCCUGAUGAAGAUGUAAUUAGCAGAAAACUUGAUGUUUAUUCUGGUGGAAAUGUGUCUAAAGAUUUACUAGAGAAAUUUUACGAAAUUCAAGAUUGCAUUAAAUGGAUACAAAAAAAUGAUUUUAAAAAGAUAGCAUUGCAAAUGCCUGAUGAAUUGAUGAAAGACUCUGUACCCAUAGCUGACAAAAUUCAAAGUCAAAUAGAGGGCAAAGUGUUUAUACUUGGAGACACAUCAUAUGGCAGUUGUUGUGUAGACGAAAUAACUGCUGAACAUUACAAUGCAGACUGUAUUAUUCACUAUGGCCAUAGUUGUAUGAGCCCUACUCGUAGAAUCCCUGUAAAGUUUGUUUUUGGUCAAUCACCAGUAGAUGUUCCUGAUCUUGUGUCAAAGGUCAAGGACAUAUUUACAGACAAAGAUAAACUUAUUGUUUUGUUGUAUGAUACCUGCUAUCAUCAUGUUGUAGAUGCUAUUGCUACAGAAUUGAAACAUCAUUUUCAUAACUUUGUUGUGUCAGGACUAAAUUUUCCAUCAGGAAAUGGUGAUUCAAAUAAUAGUUGCCAUGACAGUUUGUCAAAUGACCUUUCUCAAGAGAAAUCUAUAUGUAAAUGCAACCGAUCAUUUAAAAUUCCUCUAAACCAGUCAUUAGAUAGUGCAAUGAUGCUUUAUAUAGGACAAGAAAAUUUAACCUUGACGAAUUUAAUAAUGACCUUGAAUAAGUGCUGUUUUUAUACCUAUAAUCCAUUGAACUUUGAACUAAGGAAAGAAAGUUCUAAUGUAAACAGAAUGUUAAUGAAAAGAUUUUACAUGGUGGAGAAGGCAAAAGAUGCAAACAUUGUUGGUAUCGUAGUGGGAACUUUAGGUGUGGCUGAUUAUCUUAAAGUUAUAGAACGACUCAAAAGCUUAAUCAAACAAGCUGGAAAGAAAAGUUAUACAUUUGUUGUUGGAAAGUUAAAUGUUCCUAAACUUGCAAAUUUCUUGGAAGUGGAUGUAUAUGUGCUAGUUGCAUGUCCAGAAAAUACAUUAUUGGACUCGUCAGAGUUUUAUAAGCCUGUUGUAUCAGUGUAUGAAAUGGAGAUGGCAUGUAACAGAAGUCGAGAAUGGACUGGAGAUUAUCACACAGAUUUCAGGGAUAUAUUACCAGAUGGGUCAGACUAUAUUCCCCUUGGAGAUUCUGACAUGGAAGGUACUACUGACGUAUCAUUAAUCACAGGCAAACUGAGGACUAUAGGUCAUGUGACACAACCAGAGGUUACAUCAACAUCAAUCGUCACCAGAAACGAAGCAAUGGCUGUUACAACUGUAAAGGCAGAAAAUGCAGAGGAGUUCUUCUCAUCACGUUCAUGGAAAGGAUUAGAACAGAAUCUGGGUCAAACAGAAGUUAGUGAUGCAGUCGAGGGAAGUAAAGGAAUAGCAGCAGGUUACAGCUAUGAACAGAAUUGAAUUUUAACUAUUAAAAAAUCAUUUAAAUAUUA
Messenger RNA from Mytilus californianus (California mussel), 1590 nucleotides. Its product is annotated as 2-(3-amino-3-carboxypropyl)histidine synthase subunit 2-like. The record is from RefSeq and is a predicted model, not a curated record. NCBI's taxonomy places the organism in Eukaryota, Metazoa, Mollusca, Bivalvia, Mytilida, Mytilidae. Gene Ontology annotation, molecular function: 2-(3-amino-3-carboxypropyl)histidine synthase activity. The transcript is spliced from 7 exons. Gene Ontology annotation, biological process: protein histidyl modification to diphthamide. The coding region runs from base 98 to 1558 and encodes 486 amino acids.